This is a messenger RNA of Biomphalaria glabrata, 815 nucleotides long. RefSeq names its product CD209 antigen-like. The record is from RefSeq and is a predicted model, not a curated record. The transcript has 4 exons. The coding region runs from base 110 to 754 and encodes 214 amino acids. NCBI's taxonomy places the organism in Eukaryota, Metazoa, Mollusca, Gastropoda, Planorbidae.
CGCAUAAUUUUGUGACUCAGAACCGGACACAACAGAAUGAGACAACAGAUGUUCUGAAAGCUAAAAGUAGGGAGUAGCGAAAACUGCCGAUGUGGAGCAUCACCAGAGAAUGCUGACCAUGUCCUUCAAAGCUGCAUACUAUAUUAAGAGGCCCAAACAAGACUCUGGCCCUAAAACUCUCCUGAAAAAUAAAAACUAUACGGAGAACUGCCUGAUCUUGAGACCUCCGACAAUCCAAGGUGAAGACACCAAAUGUAACUCAUCAAGGCACAGUCGACAAGUCAUCAAAGAGAGAAACAAAAGAUACUCAACAAUAGGCAUAUGGGAUGUAAAAUGUCACCGGAAUGAAGGUUUCGUCAUUGAAAGACAAGCAGACGUCAAAAUGUGUCUCUUUUGGGGUCUCACUAGAGAUUUUAAAAUCUUUUCCGCUGCCAAAGCAGAUUGUGAAGCUAAAGGAGCGAGACUUGGAGUCUUCAAAGGGGCUGAGAAAAUGACUAUACUCAAGAGGAAGGGAGCAUCUGCGUAUAGACACAUAUGGAUUGGUCUAGAUGAUAUAAAAACCGAGGGCACCUUUGUCUGGCAUGACGGAACUAUUCUCCCCCCUUCUGAAUAUAGACCUUUGUAUUUUGCUGAAAACCGACCAGAUAAUGUUAAUGGCGCGGACUGUGUUCAUUAUUCCAGAGAUUUAAUGUUGCUGGACGACCAUCCAUGCCAGUAUACAUAUAACCACGUGUGUGAGAAACUGAUUUCAUAAAUUUAUGUUCGACAAUAUAUAUAUAGAAUGAAAUAAAGCUGUACCAAUCUCAAACGAUAAA